Molecule: messenger RNA, 771 nt
Organism: Synchiropus splendidus (mandarinfish)
Lineage: Eukaryota; Metazoa; Chordata; Actinopteri; Syngnathiformes; Callionymidae
Product: myoblast determination protein 1 homolog
Exons: 3
Coding region: 1-771 (256 amino acids)
Biological process (GO): regulation of transcription by RNA polymerase II; positive regulation of myoblast differentiation; muscle organ development
Molecular function (GO): RNA polymerase II cis-regulatory region sequence-specific DNA binding; DNA-binding transcription factor activity, RNA polymerase II-specific; protein dimerization activity
Source: RefSeq, a predicted model, not a curated record
AUGGAUCUCUAUGACCUCUCGCUCCCUUUCUGCUCGGCCGACGACCUGUACGAUGACCCUUGUUUCAGUAACAGCGACUUGACCUUCUUUGAUGACCUGGACGCUCAGCUGAUGGUGAAGACUGAGAACUUUCACCAACAUCACCAUGUCCCCAUCGUUCAGAAAGAGGAUGAGCAUGUGCGGGCCCCUGGGGGCCUCCAUCACGCAGGGCGCUGCUUGCAGUGGGCCUGCAAGGCUUGCAAGAAGAAGACAACGCACGCUGACAGAAGAAAGGCAGCGACAAUGAGGGAGAGGCGGCGGCUCAGCAAGGUCAACGAUGCAUUUGAGACCCUGAAGCGCUGCACGUCGUCCAAUCCCAAUCAGCGACUGGCCAAAGUGGAGAUUCUCCGCAACGCCAUCAGCUACAUUGAGUCCUUGCAGGCCGUGCUGAGGGAGAGCGACAGCAGUAGCUUCUAUCCAUCUCUCGAAGAGAAGAACUCAGAUGUGUCAAGCCCCCAGUCCAGCUGCUCCGAUGGCAUGAUGGAUUACAUCACCACUUGCUCAUCCAAAACAGAAGCCUGUGAUUCUUCACCCUGCAGCCGGACAGCUGACGAUUUCACAAGCGAGAAGCACGGCCUUACUUCUAGUUUGGACUGUUUGUCAAGCUUUGUGCAGCGGAUCAGUCCAGAGGCUGCGACCCUGGUCCCUCAGGGAGACCGGGCAGUUCCCAGAGGUCCCGGAUCACCCUUGAACACUCAUGAGGAGCCACACAGCAUGUACGAGUUGCUCUGA